AUUUUCCGAGGCGCAAAGGUUGGCGUUGAACUUGUGUUAUGCUGGAAUCUCGGUAAAUGGCCGACAGAUCUCCUGUAUAUCCACUCUGUUGUCAUCUCUCCAAUCUAGAAAUUGGAAAGCGCGAGAUACAAUUUCAUCUUUUCUCAUCUUUUCCUUGUGCCGCUGAUGAUUGUUUGAAGUUGGCAGAGGAUACAGUGCCAAUUUGCAAUUGAGUUUCCAGGUAGUCAGUGGCUUUUUUUUCCUUUUUUCUUUUCUAUUUUUUUUUUUUUUGGAGCAGUUGGAACAAGCUCCUCCCCCUCUUCACGUCAAGUCUCACACACCACACGCAGCUCCAACCACCGAGCGCGCGCCACUCCCAACAUACGGUACCUAUCCUACCUAGACAGUGCGAAUCAGGGGCUGAAGAAGAAGGCGAAAAAGCUUAACGUGGGUUGCACGAUUACUUGUUGCUACCGACACGAUCGCAGGUCCCUACUGUCUCCUAUCAUCGCAGCGUACCAACUGACGCUCUUCGCCUUACCAAGACCUACUAUCCCCUGAACUUGGAAGGUUGGUGGCGCGUCCUUUUAGAGGUUACUGCUCACACAAUCGGCUGCCAAGCUCCCGUCGGCACCACCCAGCAUCCCUCCCCCGGCCGGCGACACGCACCACCCACUGCUUGCUGUUACUUACCACCACCACUUCUCAGUUUCCUAGCUUUCUUCCCUCUGCGACAUUACCGGCCUCCCACUCUGUCGACAUCCGCUACCGCCGGGUCUUCUUCUUCACACACCGACGCCCAACAUGUCGAAAGUCAUUCGCAGCGUCAAGAAUGUCACCAAGGGUUAUUCCAGCGUCCAGGUCAAGGUGCGCGAAGCGACCAGCAAUGACCCAUGGGGACCGACAGGAACACAGAUGAGCGAGAUCGCUCAGUUGACGUACAAUUCGUCGACCGAGUUUUACGAAAUUAUGGACAUGCUCGACAAGCGGCUCAAUGAUAAGGGCAAGAACUGGCGACACGUGCUCAAGGCGCUCAAGGUUAUGGACUAUUGCCUGCACGAGGGCUCCGAGCUGGUUGUGACGUGGGCCAAGCAGAAUAUCUUUAUCAUCAAGACGCUGCGCGAGUUUAUCUACAUUGAUGAGGAGGGCAAGGAUGUAGGAGCGAAUGUUCGCAUUGCCGCAAAGGAGCUGUCUGCGCUGAUCGCUGACGAGGAGAGACUGAGAGCCGAGCGAGCCGAUAGGAGGAUCUGGAAGUCUCGUGUCAAUGGCCUCGAGGAAUACGCCCCCCAGCAGAGCAGGGAAGAGCGGCAACCCCGCCGCGAGCGACGACAGCCGACCGAUGAGGAGGACACCGAGUACAGGCUGGCGAUCGAGGCCAGCAAGGCCCAAGAGGAGGAGGAUAGGAAAAAGCGCGAGAGCCGGAACGUGGAUGAGGACGAUGACGAUCUGGCCAAGGCGAUCAAGCUCAGCAAGGAGGAAGAGGAAAGACGGCGACGGGAACUGGAGUCGACCAAUGCUGCCGCUCUGUUUGAUGACGCACCGACGCCAACGGCUCAGCCUCAGUUCACCGGGUUCAACCAGGGCUAUCAGCAGGGGAGCGCGGUUGACUUUUUUGCCAACCCGAUUGAUCAAAGCCAGAUGCAGAUGCAGCCAACGGGCUAUGUACAGAACGCGUUUACCGGGUACGGGGUUCAGCAGCCGCAGCCAACUGGCUAUCAGAAUGGCUUCCAGAACGGGUUUGGCCAGCAGCCAAAUGCUUUUGACCCGUACGGUCAACAACAGCAGCAACAGCAGGCUUUCCAGCCCCAGCCGACGGGUUACAACCCUUACCUUCAGCAGCAACAGCAGCAGCCGUUCCAGCAGCAGCAAACAUCCCAGCAGUUCCUGACACCACAGGUUCAAGAGAACACUCUCCAACCAGGUAGCAAUAACCCCUGGGCCAGCAACCACAGCACCGGUCUUCAGGCCAUGAAGCCCACGCCCACAGGUUCAAACAACCCCUUUGCCCAGCGACCAUCCUCCGCAUUCAAGGCCACCUCCUCGCUGGGUAGCCUCCCAGAGCAAAAGACGCUCUCAACCUUUAGCUCCUUCACAUCGCAGCCAGCAUCGCAGUCCCAGCCUCAGUUCCAGUCUCAGCCCUCGUUCCAACUGCAGCCACCUCAGCAGCAGCAGCAGCAGCAGCCCCAGAGGGAGAUGACGGAGCACGAGGCGAGACUGAACGCGCUAUUGAGUACGGGCGAGGGUUUGGAUACGUUUGGUAACACGGGUAACCUGAGGAUUCCGGCGCAGCAUACGGCUCCGGGGGUGUUUGUUAACAGUGCGGGGGCUGGGUUGGGAAGGAUGACGGCUGAUCAGACGGGGAGUAAUCCGUUCUUGAGGCAGCAGUUCACGGGGAUGCCGACGGUUAGUUAUGGUGGUGGGGGACAGCAGCAGCAGACGGGGCCUGGGGCGUUUGGUGGGGUGGGGGGAGGGGCGAACAACCCUUUUGCGCAGAGGAGUGGAGGACAGCAACAGCAGCAGGGGGAUUUGAUUCAGUUUUAAGGGUGGUGAAGAGGGGGUAGAAGGGAAAGAAUGAAGAGUCUGAAGAGUGAGGAUGAUGAGAGAGAAGCAAGGGGAGGGUGGAGUAAUUGGGGUGGGGGGCGGUUGAGUAUAGUUUCGAUGGGGACGGUAUUUGUUAGGUUGGUUUUGGUGGGUUUGAGGGAACAGAAAAGAGGAGUGGGAAAGGGGUAGGGUAGGGGUUGGAAGAAAGAAGUUUGAGAGUUGUGGAUGUUUGAUGUGGAUGUUGACGUGGUGAAGUGGUGGUGGUGGUGAUGGUGGUGAUGGGUGGAUUGAUUUACUUAGGCAACCUAUUUUUUUUGUCCUUUUCUUUUUCUUCUUCUUCUAUCAUUCGGAACAUUGAGCUUCAGAUUUUGAGUGUUUGUGUGAUACAAAUGGUGGUGUUUUUGUGUCUUGUGUGAAG
Molecule: messenger RNA, 2938 nt
Organism: Podospora pseudopauciseta
Lineage: Eukaryota; Fungi; Ascomycota; Sordariomycetes; Sordariales; Podosporaceae
Biological process (GO): endocytosis; actin filament organization
Cellular component (GO): plasma membrane; clathrin vesicle coat; endosome
Molecular function (GO): phospholipid binding; clathrin binding
Source: RefSeq, a predicted model, not a curated record